Messenger RNA from Clonostachys byssicola, 1686 nucleotides. The record is from the annotation of a GenBank genome assembly. NCBI's taxonomy places the organism in Eukaryota, Fungi, Ascomycota, Sordariomycetes, Hypocreales, Bionectriaceae.
AUACCGAACUCGAUCACAGUUGCGGAAUUCAUUAGCAACGACAAAUACGGCAGACACCCAACCAAGGCAUCUCGGCGGCCCUUUACCUGUGGCAUGACUGGUCGAUCGUAUACGAUCGAGGAGGUGAAUGAGAGAGUUAAUUCUCUUGCAAAGUCUUUGCAUGCAAUACUCAAAUUUGAUGUUGAGGGUGGAACCGAGUGGGAUCGCGUUGUGGCAAUAUACUCUCUCAAUACAAUCGACUACAUCCCAGCAACACAUGCAGUUCACCGUCUCUCCGGAAUAGUUACUCCUGCAAGCCUGACACACUCGGCCAAAGAGUUGGAACACCAGCUUCGAUCAUCUGGUGCCAAAGCGUUGUUCACUUGCAUCCCGUUCUUACAGAAUGCAAUCAAGGCGUGUGAUGCCGUUGGGAUCCCCCAAGAACAUAUCUUCAUUCUACCGAUACCAGGUGUAACUGAACGUGUUCACUUUAAAUCCAUUGAGGAUUUGAUCUCGGAGGGGCGAAACCUUCCACCACUACUGCUCCCUGCGUGGAUUGAGGGACAAGGCGCGAGACAAGUAGCCUAUCUCUGCUACUCGAGCGGUACUUCAGGACAUCCGAAAGCGGUGAUGGUAUCCCAUCGCAACAUCAUUGCUAAUACAAUGCAGACUACGCUUUUCGAUUCCUCCGGGCGUCAGCAGAGCGGAGUACGCACUCAAGUCUCGGUAGGAGUGCUGCCGUUCAGUCACAUUUACGGCCUGACUGUAAUUUGCCAUGUUGCAAUGUACCGUGGAGACGAACUCAUCGUCCUUCCCAAAUACGAGUUCCAGUCAUUCCUGAGCUCGGUCCAGAAAUUCAAGAUCGAACAACUGCAUAUAGUCCCACCUAUUUUGAUUUCGAUAAUCAGCAAUCCAGAUAAGUGCAAGAAGUACGAUCUUAGCAGCGUGCGCCUCGUGUUUAGUGGCGCAGCGCCCCUGGGCAGUGAAACAAUGGCAAAAGUAUCAAAGUUAUAUCCAAGUUGGAAACUAGGCCAAGGUUACGGUUUAACUGAAGCAUCGCCGAGUAUUACAUCGACAAGUGAGCAUGACAUCUUCCCAGGGUCGGCCGGAUCGAUCAUUCCAGGCACCAAGGUCAAGAUUCUCGAUGCCGAGGGAAAUGAGGUGAACCAGCACGAGAAGCGUGGAGAGCUAUUGGUUCAGUCCGACUCUGUGACACUCGGCUAUCUUAAUAACGAAAAAGAGAAUGCUCAAACGUAUGUUUGGCACCAUGAUGGACGAUGGCUGAAAACUGGCGACGAAGUCCUCGUACGCAAUUCGCCACAAGGCCACGAGCAUGUUUUUAUUGUUGACAGGAUAAAGGAACUUAUUAAAGUUAAGGGUCAUCAGGUGGCACCGGCCGAGCUCGAAGCCCAUUUAUUAGACCACCAUUUAGUGUCAGAUUGUGCCGUGAUUGGCAUAGAGGAUGAAAGGGCAGGGCAGCUUCCGAAAGCCUACGUUGUAAAAUCCGCCGAGGCGAGAAAGCAAUCCUUAUCUGACGAAGACGUAACCAAGGCAAUCAACUCGCACAUGGAGGGCCACAAGGCUCGCCACAAAUGGCUCAAAGGAGGUAUUCAAUUUAUUGAUAGCAUACCGAAGAGUCCAAGUGGAAAGAUCUUAAGGAGACUUCUCAAAGAGCAGGAUAGAAAAGCGCAGAUUUCUGCCAAGAUU